UCGGUGCAGCAGUCGUGCGCUCCGGUCCACCUCUGCCGCGGCGGCUCCCUGGAGAGGGCGGGAGGCGCCGAGAAGAGGAAGGACGUCUACUUCGGAGCAUGAAGCAGUAUGUCUGAUAAAAUGUCCAGCUUCCUCUACAUAGGGGACAUUGUGUCCCUGUACGCGGAGGGCUCGGUCAACGGCUUCAUCAGCACCCUGGGGUUAGUGGAUGACAGGUGCGUGGUGCACCCGGAGGCAGGGGACCUCGCCAACCCUCCCAAGAAGUUCAGAGACUGCCUCUUCAAGGUGUGUCCCAUGAAUCGAUAUUCCGCCCAGAAACAAUAUUGGAAAGCUAAGCAAGCCAAACAAGGGAACCACACAGAGGCAGCCUUGCUGAAGAAAUUGCAGCAUGCCGCAGAACUGGAACAAAAACAAAAUGAAUCAGAAAAUAAGAAACUUCUGGGAGAAAUCGUGAAAUACAGUAAUGUUAUUCAACUACUGCAUAUAAAAAGCAACAAGUAUCUGACCGUCAACAAGAGGUUGCCCGCUUUGCUGGAGAAGAAUGCCAUGCGCGUGUCCUUGGAUGCCGCAGGAAAUGAAGGGUCUUGGUUUUACAUUCAUCCCUUCUGGAAGCUGAGAAGCGAGGGUGACAAUAUCGUCGUGGGAGACAAGGUCGUGCUGAUGCCGGUGAAUGCAGGGCAGCCGCUGCACGCGAGCAACAUAGAGCUGCUGGAUAACCCGGGGUGUAAGGAGGUGAAUGCUGUUAAUUGCAACACUAGCUGGAAAAUCACUUUGUUCAUGAAAUAUAGUUCCUAUCGAGAAGAUGUGCUGAAAGGAGGUGACGUGGUCAGAUUGUUUCACGCAGAGCAGGAGAAGUUUCUCACCUGUGAUGAGUAUGAGAAAAAGCAGCACAUCUUCCUUCGCACAACCUUGCGUCAGUCGGCCACUUCUGCGACCAGUUCUAAAGCACUCUGGGAAAUAGAGGUGGUUCAUCACGACCCAUGCCGCGGGGGUGCAGGACAGUGGAACAGCUUGUUCAGAUUUAAGCAUCUUGCAACUGGAAACUAUUUAGCGGCAGAGCUUAAUCCUGAUUAUCGGGAUCCCCCAAAUGAAGGAAAAAAUGUGAGAGAGGGAGAUCUUCCGACUUCAAAGAAGAAGCGCCAGGCAGGGGAGAAGAUCAUGUACACCUUGGUCUCUGUGCCCCAUGGGAACGACAUCGCGUCCCUUUUUGAACUGGAUGCCACCACUCUUCAGAGAGCUGACUGCUUGGUUCCACGGAACUCCUAUGUUCGGUUAAGACAUUUAUGUACCAACACAUGGGUAACCAGCACUAGUAUCCCUAUAGACACAGAUGAAGAGAGGCCAGUUAUGCUGAAGAUUGGAACCUGCCAAACGAAAGAAGAUAAAGAAGCAUUCGCCAUUGUGUCCGUCCCACUGUCUGAGGUGCGAGACUUAGAUUUUGCCAACGAUGCCAAUAAAGUGCUGGCAACCACAGUGAAAAAGCUGGAAAACGGCACAAUAACUCAGAAUGAAAGGAGGUUUGUAACCAAAUUAUUGGAAGACCUCAUCUUUUUUGUUGCUGACGUACUUAAUAAUGGACAAGAAGUUCUGGAUGUGGUUAUCACUAAGCCAAACCGAGAACGUCAAAAAUUAAUGAGGGAACAAAACAUAUUGGCACAGAUAUUUGGGAUUCUUAAAGCGCCCUUUAAGGAGAAAGCAGGAGAAGGCCCCAUGCUGAGACUUGAAGAUCUGGGGGACCAAAGAUAUGCCCCCUACAAAUACAUGCUGAGGCUGUGCUACCGCGUGCUGAGGCACUCGCAGCAGGACUACCGGAAAAAUCAGGAAUAUAUUGCUAAGAAUUUCUGUGUCAUGCAGUCCCAGAUUGGCUAUGAUAUUUUGGCAGAAGAUACCAUCACAGCUUUGUUACACAACAACAGAAAACUACUAGAGAAACAUAUCACAGCAAAAGAAAUAGAAACAUUUGUCAGUUUACUCAGGAGAAACCGUGAGCCAAGAUUCUUGGAUUACUUAUCAGAUCUGUGUGUGUCCAAUACCACCGCUAUACCUGUAACUCAAGAACUCAUCUGUAAAUUCAUGUUGAGCCCAGGCAAUGCAGACAUUCUCAUUCAAACGAAGCUAGUCUCAAUGCAAAUGGACAACCCCAUAGAGAGCGCCAUCCUUGCAGACGACAUUGAUGAUGAGGAGGUUUGGCUCUACUGGAUUGACAGCAACAAGGAGCCUCAUGGCAAAGCUAUCAGGCACCUUGCUCAAGAAGCCAAAGAAGGCACCAAAGCCGAUUUAGAAGUUCUGACCUAUUACAGGUACCAGCUCAACCUCUUUGCAAGGAUGUGCUUGGAUCGCCAGUAUCUGGCCAUCAACCAGAUUUCGACACAGCUGUCUGUGGAUUUGAUCCUGCGGUGCAUGUCGGACGAGAGCCUGCCGUUCGACCUCCGAGCGUCGUUUUGCCGCCUCAUGCUGCACAUGCAUGUGGACCGGGACCCCCAGGAGUCCGUGGUGCCUGUUCGCUACGCCAGGCUCUGGACGGAGAUCCCCACAAAGAUCACGAUUCACGAAUAUGAUUCUAUAACAGACUGUUCCAGAAAUGACAUGAAGAGGAAAUUUGCACUGACCAUGGAAUUCGUUGAGGAAUACUUGAAAGAAGUUGUAAAUCAGCCCUUUCCUUUUGGAGAUAAAGAAAAAAACAAACUGACCUUUGAGGUGGUCCACUUAGCUCGGAAUCUCAUAUACUUUGGAUUUUACAGUUUCAGUGAAUUAUUAAGGCUGACGAGAACGCUUCUGGCCAUCCUCGAUAUUGUCCAGGUCCCCAUGUCAUCCUAUUUUGAAAGAUUAAGCAAAUUUCAAGAUGGAGGAAACAAUGUCAUGAGAACCAUCCAUGGGGUGGGAGAGAUGAUGACCCAGAUGGUGCUCAGCAGAGGUUCCAUCUUCCCCAUGAACGUGCCCGAUGUUCAGCCGAGCAUCCACCCCAGCAAGCAAGGGAGCCCUGCCGAGCAUGAAGAUGUGACUGUGAUGGACACCAAACUGAAGAUUAUUGAGAUUUUACAGUUUAUCCUGAGCGUCAGACUGGAUUAUAGGAUCUCUUACAUGCUGUCGAUAUACAAGAAGGAAUUCGGGGAGAACAAUGAGAACGCUGAGACGUCUGCCAAUGGCUCUCCAGAUACAUUGAUGCCAUCAGCUAUUGUUCCUGAUAUAGAUGAAAUUGCGGCUCAGGCAGAAACUAUGUUUGCUGGAAGAAAGGAAAAGAAUCCAGUUCAACUUGACGAUGAAGGAGGCAGGACGUUUUUGCGGGUCCUCAUUCAUCUGAUCAUGCACGACUACCCUCCUUUGCUGUCCGGAGCUCUGCAGCUUCUGUUCAAGCACUUCAGCCAGAGGGCGGAAGUUCUGCAGGCGUUCAAGCAGGUGCAGUUGCUGGUGUCCAAUCAGGAUGUCGAUAACUACAAGCAGAUAAAGGCGGAUCUAGACCAGCUCCGCCUGACCGUAGAAAAGUCCGAGUUAUGGGUGGAGAAGAGCAGCAGCUAUGAGAAUGGAGAAAUGGGUGAAAAUCAAGUGAAAGGGGGUGAAGAGCCAAUUGAGGAAUCGAACAUCUUAAGUCCCGUGCAGGAUGGAACGAAGAUCCCUCAGAUCGACAGCAACAAGAGCAAUAACUACCGCAUCGUAAAGGAGAUUUUGAUUAGGCUAAGUAAACUCUGCAUACAGAAUAAGAAAAGCCGGAAUCAACAUCAGCGGUUACUGAAAAAUAUGGGCGCUCAUUCGGUGGUGUUGGACCUUCUGCAGAUACCCUAUGAAAAGAAUGAUGAAAAGAUGAAUGAAGUGAUGAAUCUGGCCCAUACAUUUCUGCAGAAUUUCUGUAGGGGCAAUCCACAGAAUCAAGCUCUCCUUCAUAAACAUCUGAAUUUGUUUUUAACUCCUGGUCUCCUGGAAGCAGAGACCAUGCGACACAUCUUCAUGAACAAUUACCAUCUGUGCAAUGAAAUCAGUGAGAGAGCAGUGCAGCAUUUUGUGCACUGCAUCGAGACUCACGGCCGCCACGUGGAGUACCUGCGGUUUUUGCAAACGAUUGUAAAAGCAGAUGGUAAAUAUGUGAAGAAAUGCCAGGAUAUGGUAAUGACAGAGUUGAUAAAUGGAGGUGAAGAUGUGCUGGUAUUUUACAACGACAGAGCCUCGUUCCCCAUCCUUCUCCAAAUGAUGUGUUCAGAGAGAGACCGAGGGGAUGAGAGUGGCCCCUUAGCCUACCACAUCACCCUGGUGGAGUUGCUGGCAGCCUGCACCGAGGGGAAAAACGUCUACACUGAGAUCAAGUGCAAUUCCCUCCUGCCCCUGGACGACAUAGUGAGGGUGGUGACGCAUGAUGACUGCAUCCCGGAGGUUAAAAUUGCUUAUGUGAAUUUUGUUAAUCACUGUUACGUCGACACUGAAGUGGAAAUGAAAGAAAUUUACACAAGUAACCACAUUUGGAAAUUAUUUGAGAACUUCUUGGUGGAUAUGGCAAGGGUGUGCAACACGACCACUGACAGGAAGCACGCAGACACCUUCCUGGAGAAGUGUGUGACUGAGUCCAUAAUGAGCAUAGUGAGCGGCUUCUUUAACUCUCCAUUUUCAGACAACAGCACCAGCCUCCAGACACAUCAGCCAGUUUUCAUUCAGCUGCUGCAGUCUGCCUUCAGAAUUUACAAUUGCACCUGGCCAAACCCGGCGCAGAAAGCCUCGGUGGAGUCCUGUAUCAGAACUUUGGCUGAAGUGGCAAAGAAUCGUGGAAUUGCUAUUCCAGUGGAUUUGGACAGCCAAGUUAAUACUCUUUUCAUGAAGAGCCAUUCAAAUAUGGUGCAGAGAGCGGCCAUGGGCUGGAGACUGUCAGCUCGCUCUGGGCCGCGCUUCAAGGAAGCUCUUGGAGGGCCUGCCUGGGAUUACAGAAAUAUUAUUGAGAAGUUACAGGAUGUGGUGGCCUCCUUGGAGCAACAGUUCAGCCCGAUGAUGCAGGCUGAGUUCUCAGUGUUGGUUGAUGUGUUGUACAGUCCGGAGCUCCUGUUCCCUGAGGGGAGUGAUGCAAGGAUCCGAUGCGGUGCUUUCAUGUCCAAGUUGAUUAAUCAUACAAAGAAACUAAUGGAGAAAGAAGAAAAACUGUGCAUUAAAAUUCUUCAGACUUUACGAGAAAUGCUAGAGAAGAAAGACAGCUUUGUGGAAGAGGGUAGCACAUUAAGAAAAAUACUCCUGCAUCGAUACUUUAAAGGUGAUUAUGGAGUGAGCAUCAAUGGCCACCUUUCCGGAACCUACUCCAAAUCUGCACAAGGGGGAGGAAGCUUUUCUGGACAAGAUUCAGAUAAGAUGGGGAUAUCAAUGUCAGAUAUUCAGUGUCUACUGGAUAAGGAAGGUGCUUCAGAACUUGUCAUUGAUGUUAUAGUGAACACCAAAAAUGACAGAAUUUUUUCAGAAGGCAUUUUACUUGGCAUUGCUUUGCUGGAAGGAGGAAACACACAAACUCAGUACUCUUUCUAUCAGCAGUUGCACGAACAAAAAAGAUCAGAAAAAUUCUUCAAAGUUCUAUAUGACCGAAUGAAGACUGCUCAGAAAGAGAUAAGAUCAACAGUGACAGUUAAUACCGUAGACCUAGGUAACAAAAAAAGGGAUGAUGACAAUGAGCUGAUGACAUCUGGUCCACGAAUGAGAGUAAGAGAUUCAUCAUUACAUUUAAAAGAGGGAAUGAAAGGGCAAUUAACGGAAGCUUCUUCAGCAACAUCCAAAGCAUACUGCGUAUACAGGAGAGAAAUGGAUCCAGAAAUAGACAUGAUGUGCACAGGAUCAGAAGUGGGAAGUGCUGAGGACAAGUCUGCGGAGGAAGUAACAAUGAGCCCGGCCAUCACCAUCAUGCAGCCGAUCCUGCGAUUUCUUCAGUUGCUGUGUGAGAAUCACAACCGGGAACUGCAGAACUUCCUGAGGAAUCAAAACAACAAAACAAACUACAACCUUGUCUGUGAGACCCUUCAGUUCUUGGACUGCAUUUGCGGAAGUACAACGGGCGGCCUGGGCCUGCUGGGUCUCUACAUCAAUGAGAAGAACGUCGAGCUGGUCAACCAGACUCUGGAAAGCUUGACUGAGUAUUGCCAGGGGCCGUGCCAUGAAAAUCAGACAUGUAUUGCUACUCAUGAAUCAAAUGGGAUUGAUAUCAUCAUCGCUUUGAUUCUAAAUGACAUAAACCCUCUUGGGAAAUACCGAAUGGACCUGGUGCUCCAGCUAAAGAACAACGCCUCCAAGCUUUUGCUGGCCAUUAUGGAAAGCAGACAUGACAGCGAGAAUGCCGAGAGAAUUCUUUUCAACAUGAGGCCCAGGGAACUGGUGGAUGUGAUGAAGAAUGCCUAUAACCAAGGAUUGGAAUGCGACCAUGGCAAUGAUGAGGGUGGAGAUGAUGGUGUUUCUCCAAAAGAUGUUGGACACAAUAUCUAUAUUCUGGCCCAUCAGUUGGCCCGUCACAACAAAUUACUACAGCAGAUGCUCAAACCAGGGUCAGAUCCAGAUGAUGGAGAUGAAGCCUUAAAGUAUUAUGCCAACCACACCGCACAGAUUGAGAUUGUUCGGCACGAUAGGACUAUGGAGCAAAUAGUUUUCCCUGUCCCCAACAUCUGCGAGUACCUCACGCGGGAGUCCAAGUGUCGCGUGUUCAACACAACUGAGAGGGAUGAGCAAGGAAGCAAAGUGAAUGACUUUUUCCAGCAAACGGAACACCUCUACAACGAGAUGAAGUGGCAGAAGAAAAUCCGGAGUAACCCUGCGCUGUUCUGGUUCUCCAGGCACAUCUCUCUCUGGGGGAGCAUAUCCUUCAACUUGGCCGUGUUCAUCAACUUGGCUGUCGCUCUCUUCUACCCCUUUGGGGAUGAUGGAGAUGAAGGUACACUCUCUCCAUUGUUCUCGGUUCUUCUUUGGAUUGCAGUCGCAAUCUGCACAUCAAUGCUGUUUUUCUUCUCCAAGCCUGUGGGUAUUCGGCCAUUUCUUGUGUCAGUGAUGCUCAGAUCAAUAUACACAAUAGGGCUUGGGCCUACGUUGAUACUUCUCGGUGCAGCUAAUCUUUGUAAUAAAAUCGUUUUUCUGGUGAGUUUUGUUGGGAAUCGUGGCACGUUCACCCGCGGGUACCGCGCGGUCAUCCUGGAUAUGGCCUUUCUCUACCACGUGGCAUAUGUCCUGGUUUGCAUGCUGGGCCUCUUUGUGCAUGAAUUCUUCUACAGCUUCCUGCUUUUUGAUUUGGUGUACAGAGAAGAGACACUGCUCAAUGUCAUAAAAAGUGUCACACGGAAUGGCCGCUCCAUUAUUCUAACUGCAGUCCUGGCUCUCAUCCUUGUCUACCUGUUUUCCAUUAUUGGGUUCCUUUUUCUGAAGGAUGACUUCACUAUGGAAGUGGACAGGCUGAAAAACAGAACUCCCAUUACAGGAAGUAACGACGUUCCUACUAUGACUUUAACUUCAAUGAUGGAAACAUGUAACAAGGAAAACUGCUCAUCCACGAUACCAGCUUCAAAUGCAGCCAAGGAAGAAUACGAAGAUGGAAUUGAACGGACAUGCGACACUCUCCUUAUGUGCAUUGUCACGGUCCUGAACCAGGGCCUCAGGAACGGCGGUGGCGUGGGGGACGUGCUGAGGAGGCCAUCGAAAGACGAGCCCUUGUUUGCUGCCCGAGUGGUAUAUGACCUUCUUUUUUAUUUCAUUGUUAUCAUUAUUGUUCUCAACCUGAUUUUUGGUGUCAUCAUUGAUACUUUUGCUGAUCUCAGAAGUGAAAAACAGAAAAAAGAAGAAAUUCUAAAGACAACCUGCUUCAUCUGUGGACUCGAAAGGGACAAGUUUGAUAAUAAAACUGUGUCAUUUGAGGAGCACAUCAAGUCAGAACACAACAUGUGGCAUUAUUUGUACUUCCUAGUCUUGGUGAAGGUUAAAGACCCAACCGAAUACACUGGACCUGAAAGUUACGUGGCUCAGAUGAUCGUGGAGAAGAAUUUGGACUGGUUUCCUCGGAUGCGAGCCAUGUCCCUUGUUAGCAACGAAGGUGACAGUGAGCAAAAUGAGAUUCGGAGCCUGCAGGAGAAGUUGGAGUCGACCAUGAGUCUGGUCAAACAGCUGUCAGGCCAGCUGGCAGAGCUCAAGGAGCAGAUGACAGAACAAAGGAAGAAUAAGCAGAGACUGGGCUUUCUCGGAUCAAACCCGCCCCACGUGAACCAUCACAUGCCACCACACUGAUACCAUGGGGGAAAGCCGUGACUAGCCUUUCAUCAGUGUCCUGCCUGAUCACUGAAUAAAGAACUGAGAUGGAAGAGAGUAAACAGUGCCUAUUGUUGAAAAGUAAAAACAACCAAGUGCCAAGAUGUUGACUGGUUUAGCUCUGAGAACAAUUUAUGACUGUGUUUUUAUGGUUGAGAAGACCAAACUUAAAAUGCAGCCUCUAGAGAGCAAACGUCACAUAUCCUUCACGCAGCGUGAAGUAACUUGCUCGCAUGGAUGAGAGGGUAGGGAGAGGCAGGGCUGGAGGGAUGCCGUGCAGAGAGAACUACCUUUUGCUGAGUCGGUAAGAGUCAGUUUUGCCUUCAGUGCUGACUGCACCCUUUGUCAUGGUUGGUUGGACUUGCUUUCUUUUAAUUAUUGCGCAUAGGUCAGUGACACAUGCAGUCACACUUGGGUGGCUAACUUUAACUGUAGAAAAUAACUGAAAAGAUUAAAAAUGAGAGUUGCAAAGAAAAAUGUUACUGCUCCCAAACUGUAGCUGUCACAGAGUGAUUCCCUACCGUGCACCACAAGGGAUUUACAGCCCCAGCAGCCAGUACUUUGGAGCUUCGGCCCUUCCAGCUGACGUCACAACCGGACCGUGACCACUUUCUCCCAGGUUCGGAUGGGCUCUGUCCGUGCAGAGCUCAAGAUUUUCAUAUAACUUGUAAGAGGAAUGCUAGAAAUCCUGUGUAGGCUGAGAUAUUCAAAGAUUUGGUGAAGAAACAGCUGACAGCCCCAGGGAAGACGUUUUUGAAAACAUAUUGUCCUAUUAAAAUAUAUUGAGAUUAAUAAAUGAAAAUGCUUAAUGAUGGUGGGAAAUUCUGAGAAACUUAUGAUGGCAGCAUUUUAUAAAUGUGGAGUAAAAGCUGUUUGAUUUA
This is a messenger RNA of Artibeus jamaicensis (Jamaican fruit-eating bat), 9116 nucleotides long. RefSeq names its product inositol 1,4,5-trisphosphate receptor type 2 (gene ITPR2). The record is from RefSeq and is a predicted model, not a curated record. The coding region runs from base 109 to 8214 and encodes 2701 amino acids. The transcript has 57 exons. Gene Ontology annotation, biological process: calcium ion transmembrane transport. Gene Ontology annotation, cellular component: endoplasmic reticulum; membrane. NCBI's taxonomy places the organism in Eukaryota, Metazoa, Chordata, Mammalia, Chiroptera, Phyllostomidae. Gene Ontology annotation, molecular function: inositol 1,4,5 trisphosphate binding; inositol 1,4,5-trisphosphate-gated calcium channel activity.